AUGAAUAAACUCUCCCGGCUACUUACCGGUGGCCUGUCCACGCCGCCGUCGCCACCGCCGACACCAAUGCGGUCGCCGUCUCCAAUGCGGUCGCCGGUGCGGUCUCCGCGGUCGCCGCGACACUACCGCCACGUCCGCUCCAAGGUGAGCCGAUUCACGACAGGGCAGCGGCUCCUGUGGCUGUUCCUAUCGAUCCUGCUCCGCCGCCAGGGCAUUUUCCUCUUCGCUCCUCUCGUCUACAUUUCUUGCAUGCUCCUCUACAUGGGAACCGUCGCCUUCGACAUUGUUCCGAUAAUCAGCCACCGCUCCGCCCCUGGCUCCGUCUACCGUAGUCCGGAGCUUUAUGCCAAGCUCCGGCCUGAUAUUGAAAAUGAUGAUUCUUCUACUGAUGCGAUAUCAACAAUAUGGAAAAUCCCGUAUGAAGGUGGUGAGUGGAAACCAUGCAUAAAGAGAUCUUCACAAGCCCUUCCCGAGUCUAAUGGAUACAUAUACGUAGAGGCUAAUGGAGGCUUAAAUCAACAAAGGACAUCAAUAUGCAAUGCGGUUGCCGUGGCUGGCUAUCUGAAUGCCACUUUAUUGAUCCCCAAUUUUCGUUAUCAUAGCAUAUGGAAAGAUCCUAGCAAGUUCAAGGACAUUUUUGAUCAGGACUAUUUUAUCAACACCUUGAAAAAUGAUGUAUGGGUGGUUGAAGAUGUUCCUGAGUAUCUAAUGGAAAGAUUUGGCGACGACAUGGCAAAUGUUUACAAUUUUAGGAUCAAGGCAUGGUCAUCUAUUGCAUAUUACAAAGAUGUGGUCCUACCAAAGUUACUUGAAGAGAAGGUUAUAAGGAUUUCUCCUUUUGCAAAUAGAUUGUCUUUUGACGCUCCUCCAGCUGUGCAGCGUCUUAGAUGCUUAGCAAAUUAUGAGGCUUUACGAUUCGCAAGUCCUAUAUUGACCUUGGGUGAAUCUUUGGUUGCAAGAAUGAGGAAACAUAGUGCAAUAAAUGGCGGAAAGUAUGUGUCUGUACAUCUGCGUUUUGAAGAGGAUAUGGUUGCCUUCUCUUGUUGUACUUUUGAUGGCGGAGAACAUGAGAAAGAAGAAAUGAUUGCAGCACGGGAAAGAGGUUGGAGAGGAAAAUUCACAAGACCUGGGCGAGUUAUACGCCCUGGGGUAAUCAGGAUCAACGGGAAGUGUCCCCUCACUCCAUUAGAGGUUGGCCUCAUGUUGAGAGGAAUGGGUUUUGCAAAGAACACAUCUAUCUAUUUGGCUUCUGGAAAAAUACAUAAUGCAAAGAAAACAAUGGUCCCAUUAUUAGAAAUGUUUCCUAAUUUGCAUACAAAGGAGACCUUGGCAUCUAAAGAGGAACUAGCUCCAUUCAAGAAUUACUCUUCCAGGAUGGCUGCCAUAGACUAUACCGUUUGUCUUCAUAGUGAGGUGUUCGUGACAACACAGGGUGGCAACUUCCCCCAUUUUCUUUUUGGCCACAGAAGAUACUUAUAUGGAGGACACGCUAAGACAAUUAAGCCUGAUAAGCGGAAAUUAGCAUUACUAUUCGAUGGUCCCAGUAUUGGAUGGAAAACUCUGAAAGAAGAACUGCUGAGCAUGAGGUCACACAGUGAUGAAAAAGGAAUUGAGCUGAAAAAACCAAAUGAAUCAAUAUAUAGCUUUCCAUGCCCGGAUUGUAUGUGCCGCUUAAACAGAACCAAUGAUUCAAGAAGUUCAGCAAAGUAGUCCCCUCAGUAUUUGACAAAACUUUACUGCAUAUGGUUUGUGAGCAUGCCUCGCCACUUGCUAACUGCCUACUAGUUUUUUGUUAGUUCAAUGCUUUUUAAAUUUUUUUCCCUUCUGAUGAGAGGGCAUAACCCCAAUUUUCGGAGGUUUACACGAUUUUGCUCAAGGCCAUAGAUCUGAAUUAUAUAUCUAUGGGGAUUGGAUCAAGGGAGUCACAUCCUUGCUUUUUGUACAUGAUGCUGAUUGAGAAUUGAGGACAAAAUUGUUUUAGGUGCAGGAUUCUACUCCAGAACAUUGACUGAACCCUGGCCAUGUACAUUAGCUGGAGAGAAUGAUCUGUGUUAAGUCUGGAGCAACAGAUUUUUCUGUUUACAUCUAACAAA
Messenger RNA from Arachis stenosperma, 2093 nucleotides. RefSeq names its product protein ESMERALDA 1-like. Bases 1 to 1710 code for a protein of 569 amino acids. The transcript has 10 exons. Lineage: Eukaryota; Viridiplantae; Streptophyta; Magnoliopsida; Fabales; Fabaceae. The record is from RefSeq and is a predicted model, not a curated record.